AUGAAGGAAAAGGGAGACUGCAAUAAAAAAAACUUAUCUUAUGAAAAAAAUGAAGAAGUCCUUGAAACCUUAAAAAACAAACUAUAUUUAUAUAACACCACCAUUUUAUCAUGUAAGAACAUAGGUAAGAAUGUUUUUGAGACACUGCAAAAACUUUUUUUGGAAGAAAAGGAGAAUAACAACAGAAAAUAUGAAGAUUUAUCUGAGCAUAUAGACAAAAUGAAGACAUAUUUUGAUGAAAAAAUUAACUCUCUUAAGGAUAAUACGCACGAAAAUUUUGAGGAAUUAAAAUAUUACUUAGACCACUUAAAUAAAAGCAGCGAAAAUAGUACAACAGAGAGUAACACUUUCAAGAACGAUUUUGAUCUAGUAAAGAAUGACGUACUGAAAUUAAAAAAGCAACAAGAAGAAAAUAUAAAUCUUAUCAAAUCAAGCACGAGGACAUACUUCGAUAAAAUAAAAAGCGUACAAGUGCAUAAUAAAAGUGUGUACAUGCUAAAUGUAAUGAACACAAACAUUGAAAACAUAAGAGAGGAACUUACAAAUUAUAAAGAAAAUAAUCAAAUUGAAAAUAAAAAAAAGAAUAUUGAAAUUCUACAACUAAUAAAUGAUGAAAAUGAAACAUUAAACAAAAAAAUGGAGGAAUCCUUAAAUUAUUUAAGUACCCACAUAACGGAAGUCAAAGAACAUGCUUAUCACUUUAAGGAAUACAUAGAAAAUCAAAUAAAAGAUAUAAAAUACGAAAAAGAACUAAACAAAAAGGAAAUUGAUGAAAAAAUUAAUACUAUAUGUACAAAUCAGAAGAAACUACGCGACGAUUUUUAUCCUUCUGCAGCAACUUAA
Molecule: messenger RNA, 843 nt
Organism: Plasmodium malariae
Lineage: Eukaryota; Apicomplexa; Aconoidasida; Haemosporida; Plasmodiidae
Product: conserved Plasmodium protein, unknown function
Exons: 4
Coding region: 1-843 (280 amino acids)
Source: RefSeq, a predicted model, not a curated record